Falco peregrinus (peregrine falcon) is the source of this 1446-nucleotide messenger RNA. It is a transcript of the gene ANAPC11, whose product is annotated as anaphase promoting complex subunit 11. The record is from RefSeq and is a predicted model, not a curated record. The coding region runs from base 25 to 720 and encodes 231 amino acids. The transcript has 2 exons. NCBI's taxonomy places the organism in Eukaryota, Metazoa, Chordata, Aves, Falconiformes, Falconidae. Gene Ontology annotation, molecular function: zinc ion binding; ubiquitin protein ligase activity; cullin family protein binding. Gene Ontology annotation, cellular component: anaphase-promoting complex; nucleus. Gene Ontology annotation, biological process: anaphase-promoting complex-dependent catabolic process; positive regulation of mitotic metaphase/anaphase transition; protein ubiquitination.
UUCCGGCGGGGCGGUGGCAGCGCGAUGCGGGUGCGCGUGCGGACCUGGCACGGCGUGGCCUCCUGGCUGUGGGUGGCCAACGACGAGAACUGCGGGAUCUGCCGGAUGGCCUUCAACGGCUGCUGCCCCGACUGUCCAGCAGCACUGCCCCAUGUGCCGGCAGGAGUGGAAGUUCAAGGAGUGAUGGCCCGUUACACCAGCCGGCGGCGAGGGGGGCUGGCGCCGGUUCCCGCCGCCGGCCGCGCUCCCGGCUGGGCCGCCCUCAAUAAACGUGCGACCGCCUCUCCGGUGUCCCGUGUCCCGCUGCGGUCGGGGUCGGUGCUCGCGGCGGGGGGGACGCGGCGGCGGAGGACGGCUCUGCGGGGCGCGGGAGGGUCCAUGCCAGGGCGCGCCCCGAGCCUUACCCGGUCCCGGCGGGCAGAGCCCCUUGGCGGCCCGGGCAGCGAGCGGCUCUUUCCCCGCGGGCGCCACCGCCCCGAGAGGGCAGGGCCUCCGCCUGGCGAUGGAGGCGGUGGCCCCGGAGCGCUGCGGUCCUGCCAGCCCGGUUUGGUCGGGGCAGGUCCCCGAGCUGCCCAACAGCAGUGGGAGGUCAGGGAGGGCAAAACCCUGGUCCUGCCUGGAGAUGCAGUGAAGCAGCCUCUACACAGCAGCAGAGCAGCAGCAGCAGCAAGGGCUUGCCUGGGCCUGCAGGGGCAACCGUCUGUGAGGAGCCUUGGAUGAGCAGACACGCAGUGUCGCCUGUGCUCACCACAUCGUGGGGAUGGGGCUGCCGUUCCUGCCGCAGGCACCCGAGGGGCUCCAUCAAGGAGGGCAGGAGGCUCCAGGUUCUGCAGUCACUCCAGCCUGGUGCUCGGCAGGGAGUGCUCCCCAAUGGGUGGGUGUCUUGGCUCGUCACAGAUAACACAUCAGUGUACUGGCAUUUCGGUAAUGAACACAGGCUCUGGGAUUAGCAACUACGCAGCCAUGAGACCUCACACUCCACAGCUGAUCAGACCCCACUGCAGCCCCUCCAGGCAGCAGGACAGACCCACCACAACUGCUCGCAGACACUGCUUUGGCAUACAUGAAGCCAGCAGCAGAAUUCAGGUCACCUCCACCCUCUGCACGCACCAUGGUCACCUGCCUGGUGAACUGCUGAGACACUCACCUUUCCAGUGCCAAUUGUGCUGCUGUUUUAGAAUCCAGAAAGCAUAAAACGCCAAAACACAGUAAAGCUAAGGCCUCCCUCACACUGUCUAGACCAAUUUUCUAGAGGAUUCAGGAAAAAACCUCCUCCCACAAGGAGAACAAAUGGCUUCUAGCCAGAGUGAUCCCUAUCCCCUGUACCAGAACAAACCCAACAUGCCCCAGCGCUCAGACUGGGCUUUCCAAAGCCAACAUGCUUGUUCUGUGGGCACAGCAGUGUCUUCCUGGCUCCCACCCACAGCUCCAGGGAAAAGCUGCUGC